This is a messenger RNA of Trichoderma asperellum CBS 433.97, 295 nucleotides long. NCBI's taxonomy places the organism in Eukaryota, Fungi, Ascomycota, Sordariomycetes, Hypocreales, Hypocreaceae. The record is from RefSeq and is a predicted model, not a curated record.
GAUUUAUUUUUGGGACGGCGCACACAUGCUGGAGCGAUUUGUGAGGGCUUUUUUUUUUUUCUUUUCUUUUCUCUUUUGACUUUUUUCGACUAUGACUUGGAAGACACAAAAGCGGCUCCAAGGGGGGCUGCCACAGGGGAUAUGUAUGAGGGAUUACAUGUUUAUUGGACGGAUGGGUGCAGUGGAGGGUUUAUUUUAUUUAUUUUUAUUACAUGAAAUUUGCUCCAUACCUUGUAGUUUUUUCUGGAUAUCAUAGUCAAAAGAGUAGUAUGACGAUUUUAUAAAAAUUUUCGCU